AUGGCUCUACCGCUGCUGCUUACCCUGCCGAAGGAGCUCUGGCAAAACGUGGCCGUUGAGGUUGUUACCUCUGUAUUGGACGAUGAAGACAAAGCCAAUCGCCAGCUGCCCUUCCCAGCGAGCCUUCUCCCCCCACUCAAGAACCCCCGUACAUCUGGGUACGCGGGGUCCAUCGGUCGAGAUACUAUUCCCUGUCCAUUGGCACGCUGGGACCCCAGUCUCCCGGCUCUGCCUUGCACAAGCCGUGAUGGUAGGCUCAGCCGGCAGACACAACACUGCUCCUUGCAACACCCGCCGUACAAUCGAUCAUCCAUCCUCGCGCUCUUGGCUAUUUGUCGUGUACUCCGGGAACACCUCAUCGGUCUCCAGCCCUUCUGGGCCCAGAUCGCACUAUUAUUCCCCGCAUUCCUUCCGGACUCCCUCGAAUGGGCCGGGCAUAGUUUGAAAUAUCCCUUCCGACUGGAAACAGCGUUCGGGUUGUGCUCCUGCAUACUCCCCAUGCUCUUACCGCGCGUCGCACGUGCUACACAUAUACGUGUUGCGUUACCCUGCGCACCGUUUGGCGAACGAUAUCCCUGCGAUCAAAUCCUUGACUUGUUGAAAGAUUCCCCUCAUCACCGCAUACAACAUGUGGAGGCGCGGCAAGAUUUGCCUACCGGUACUGCAAUGCAUAGCCCACAAGCGCUCGAACUUCCGUCGCUUCGUUCAUUUGCUGGGGUGAACACGUUACGCACAGCCUACAGCAAGAGCUUAAGAAGACUGUACCUCGCGUCACAAGGUGACAAUGUUGCCUUACCAGUCGAUUUUUUUCUGGGGGUGCUAUGUGAAUGUCCACGUCUCGAGGAGCUGGUCGUUCAAACCGCACUUCGAGACGCCGUCGACGAUAUUGACGACCAGUCUCCCAUAAUCCAUCUACCAAAUCUAAGGUUCUUCCUGCUAUGCGACUACCUCGAACGCUGGCGUCUUAUUCUGUCAGGAAUAGACAUCCCGGACAGCACCUCUAUCCACGCAGACAUCGUAAUGGACCACUUGUCUCAGCGCGUAGGCAAGUUCAGGAACUUUGCCAUCAUGGCAGCUCAGGACUGUCUGCCCGCUCGGAUGUCUUGUAGAGCGGUGCUGGUCGAAUAUCAUGAAGUGGAAAAAGAGCGCUCCAUGAAAGAUCGCGCUGGACCUCAGUUUGUCAGCUUCGUCUUUGGUGACACAGAAGAUGCUGUUUGGGCCGAACGGAAUCCUGUGCGAUGCACUGCACGAAACAGCCUCACGUUUCGCUUUCAAGGAGAAGCACUUGUGAAGAGGUAUCCCGCGGAGGAAUGGGAACUUGACGGCCGCGCCUGGUAUCCUCCAGAAAGCAAUAAUCUCUUUCAGGACCUGCUGUCUGGUAUCAGCUACGCCUUGAACUCCCGCCAUCUCGAGCAUCUCAACUUUGGAACCACGGAAACAUUCAUCGAGAAAGCGGGAGGUCGAGUGAGACAUCUGUCCAGCUGCGGACAGAUCGCGGAGACGUUCCCAAACCUUCGUUCGUUGGUCAUAUACGGAGUCACCAACGACAUGUUCCAUGUUGUCUCUGACAUGAUCAAAGAGUUGGUCUUGGAGAAAAGUCCGUGGUACAAUCUCAAGCGAGUUCGACUACCGGACUGGGAGGGUGCAGAGACAUGCCGGCAUAUAUGGAAUGAUCUCAUCCGGACAAACACCAUGAGGAAGGAAAGGAAGGAUAUUGAAUGGUUGUUCUCUUAG
Molecule: messenger RNA, 1734 nt
Organism: Peniophora sp. CBMAI 1063
Lineage: Eukaryota; Fungi; Basidiomycota; Agaricomycetes; Russulales; Peniophoraceae
Source: the annotation of a GenBank genome assembly